Molecule: messenger RNA, 330 nt
Organism: Cooperia oncophora
Lineage: Eukaryota; Metazoa; Nematoda; Chromadorea; Rhabditida; Trichostrongylidae
Source: the annotation of a GenBank genome assembly
AUGGCAGUAGGAAUUGCUGAGGAAGGAGUAUCGAAGGUCAAGGAAGCCUUCGAAAAAUGCGCCAAGGAGCAGCAGAGCUAUAGGCAACUCAGGGCGUCUUUUGAGUGCGAAACACAAUUAGAAUUCGUAGAGACGAUAGAAGGCUUGGUAGAAGUCGACGAAAUUCUAAGGGUAACCAAGUGGAGUCAAGAAGACCUGGUGAGCAAUUGCGCUGAGUUGAAAAAGAAAAUGGCGCGACUGCUACAAAAAGAGAAUGAAGUGCGUUCAUUACAGAGCCAGUUGGAAGCCAGAGAAAGGGAGCUGGAUGAGCUCAAAAGACGGAGAAAAGAA